AUGCUCACGUCUCGCCUCAGCCUCAGGCUCGUACGCCACGCCCGACGAAGUUACCGAGUGCUUGCCCUUGAAUCCUCAUGUGAUGAUAGCUGCGUGGCUCUCUUAGAGAAGCAAACUCCCGCUGGUCGUCCCAUAGUGGUGGACCAUUAUAAGCUGACUUUAUCACUGGCAGCAGCGGGCGGCAUCAUCCCCACUGCUGCACAAGUGUUUCACAACUAUACCAUCGGUGGACUUGUGGAUAAAAUGGCCACCACCUACAAUUUUGAUCAGAAUCCGCCUGACCUCAUUUGUGUGACUAAAGGACCAGGAAUGGCAGGUUCUCUUACCGCGUCAAUCCAGCUUGCUAAAGGACUAGCACUCGCUUGGAAAGUACCGUUAGUGGGUGUGCAUCAUAUGUUGGGUCAUUUACUCACUCCGCAACUCGAUGUCGAUGUUAAAUACCCGUUUCUCAGCUUGUUGUGUAGUGGCGGCCACACCAUGCUUGUGUACUCCAAAAGUGUGGGACACCAUGAGGUAAUCAUCAAUACCAUGGACAUUGCUGUUGGCGAUUCUCUUGAUAAAUGUGCUCGUGAGAUUGGCUUUUAUGGUAACCAGCUUGCUCGAGAGAUGGAAAAGUAUAUUCGGAAUAACCCAUGGCCAGCUGAAACUACUGCUACUGUUACUGAGCCUCCUAUUGACUUAGCAUUAGGCUUACCGAUGAAAGGACCUAAGUAUCUUCGGUUUCCCGAUAAGAUUGAGUUCACUUUCGCAUCGUUUCUUCUGAGAGUACAAACCACCUUAAAACGUCACCCUGACGCUAUCGACGAAAAACAACGCCAAUACAUGGCUCACCACAUCCAGAACAUGGCGUUUGACCAUAUCAUUGACCGUAUCAACGUGGCAUUGAUGAUACACGGCACAAACAAAAAGCUAUGUCCCACUGCCGAUGGUAAGUUUGAUGGUGUAAUCGACAUUGUCUGUUCUGGGGGAGUGGCUGCCAAUAAACUGCUUCGUCAUAAGCUUUCUCAUAACCUCAAGUUCAGAGAAACUCUUGGCCAUGAACCUACAUUCCAUUUCCCUCCGCUUGACCUUUGCACUGAUAAUGCGAUCAUGAUUGGCCUUGCUGGCAUCGGACAAUUUGAGAAACUCCGAAUCAUGUCCGAUAUGCUGAUGGUGGCUCGACCAAAAUGGCCGAUAAACGAGCUUAUGGAUGAGCUGUGGGUUCACGUAGAUGAUGCCACUUAUGAUAAAGUAACCAAAUAUAACCUGUAA
Molecule: messenger RNA, 1251 nt
Organism: Diutina rugosa
Lineage: Eukaryota; Fungi; Ascomycota; Pichiomycetes; Serinales; Debaryomycetaceae
Product: putative N(6)-L-threonylcarbamoyladenine synthase
Exons: 1
Coding region: 1-1251 (416 amino acids)
Biological process (GO): mitochondrial tRNA threonylcarbamoyladenosine modification
Cellular component (GO): mitochondrion
Source: RefSeq, a predicted model, not a curated record